AAAUAAAAUCCCCCCUCUUCCCUACCUGGGAAACCACAAAGGUGAGCAGCCGGAGUGAGAGUUUAAAGGGCAGAAACACCUGUGGCCAGACUGAAUCAAAAGUUAAUAUGAGCAUCACGGACAUCCUGAGCCCUUCUGAUAUUGCUGCUGCCCUCAGAGACUGCCAAGCUCCAGAUAGUUUCAACCACAAAAAAUUCUUUCAGAUCAGCGGAAUGUCCAAAAAGAGUGGCAGCCAAGUAAAGGAAAUCUUCCGGAUCCUAGAUAAUGAUCAAAGCGGCUUCAUUGAGGAAGAUGAACUUAAAUUUUUCCUUCAGAGGUUUGAGUCCGGAGCCAGAGUGUUAACAGCAGCAGAAACCAAAACAUUUUUGGCAGCAGCAGACCAUGAUGGAGAUGGAAAAAUUGGGGCUGAAGAAUUCCAGGAAAUGGUGCACUCCUAAAGGCGCUGGAAAUGACCAUGUGUGACGAAAGAACUGACACAUCUGUAGGAGACCCUUCUCCCAAAUCUUGUAAACCCAGGAAUCCCUCAUUACCUUGUUUUUUUUUUGCCGCAACCGUGUGUUACUGGUUUAUAGAUUUUGGUG
Heteronotia binoei (common prickly gecko) is the source of this 581-nucleotide messenger RNA. Its product is annotated as parvalbumin, thymic CPV3. Lineage: Eukaryota; Metazoa; Chordata; Lepidosauria; Squamata; Gekkonidae. The transcript has 5 exons. Gene Ontology annotation, molecular function: calcium ion binding. The record is from RefSeq and is a predicted model, not a curated record. Gene Ontology annotation, cellular component: nucleus; cytoplasm. The coding region runs from base 108 to 437 and encodes 109 amino acids.